GGGAGCUCGGUGCUGCGCUGUGGUCAUCAAACACGACUUCUGAGCAAUUUUUUCAAGACGACAACUUCUAUCAUUAUUUUAUUUUUUUUACAGUUAAAAACUGCCGGUGUGCUGAAUGUAUCGUUGUGUAUAUCUUCAGAGUUACGUUAACUGAAUGCGCGGUGGAGACCUGUUGCUCGCCUGGCUCGUCGCGCCGCUUAGUAACUAAACUACUAUCCAAGAUGUUGCUUUGUGGAUGGGAUGGCCUCUGGUCCCGCUCGUGUGCGCACUCAUAGCCCCGUUGGAGUACGAACUACCUCCCCCCCUUUUCCAAGUGAUUUUGUAGCUCUCCUCAACCGGGAAGAUGCAUGUGUCUCUGGCAGAAGCCCUGGAGGUUCGAGGAGGUCCGCUCCAGGAGGAGGAGGUCUGGGCGGUGCUCAGCCAGAGUGCGGAGAGCCUCCAAGAUCUCUUUCACAAAGACCCUACAAACAUGGGCUUCAUCAUCUCUCCCUGGUCCCUCCUGCUCAUGCCCUCUGGCAACAUCUCAUUCACGGACGAGUAUGUCACCGAGCAGGAUUUAAGAGCCUUCACAGCGCCAGAGGUCCUGGGAGGGGCCUCCUUAACUUCCAUCUCUGACAUAGAGAAGAUGCACAUGUACUCUCUGGGGAUGACCCUGUUCUGGGGAGCAGACUUUGAGAUCCCCCAAAGUCAGCCCAUGAAGCUGGGGGAACACCUGAACAGCCUGCUCCUCAACAUGUGUGAUGAUGUCACAUUGAGUCGUUUGUCGCUGCGCACGGUGCUGGACAUCUGCAGCAAACACAUACGAAACUCCAGCUUUGACCCCCCCUUCUCUAAUAUCAGAAAACUGGUCCGGUUGGUACUGGGCAGCCUUUCCCAGCUGGACGGCCUGCUGACUGAUAGAGAGUCUCUUCCGGAACGGAGCAAGGAGAUCCGAGAGAGGCUCAGGGGAAAGGGCUUGCCCUCAGGGAGGAGUGCCGCCCCCCGGGUUCUGGAGCGCUACAAAGCCAGGAGCCAGGAGCAGACGUCACUUAAUCGAGGCCUCAGUCGAUCCAUGGGCUCUCUGCCAAUCCAGGAACUGUUGAAGGGGGACGAGGGGGCAGUCCAACAGUAUUCCCCGUCUUACUAUCGGCCCAACUCUGAAUCCCCCACAGAAUUGUACCCCAAACCCCCCUCACUUCAACAGCAGCACUCAUAUCCCUACCUGCACCCCCUUCACCCCCAGCAAAAGGGCCGGCCCGUGGAACUGGACCGGAGAUCUUUACCCUUCCACAGUGUGGACUUGGGUCCGGGUCAGGCAAGGAAGAACUGGGCUUCCUCUGUAGACUUGGCUUGCAUCGACCCGGAGGCUCUUCGUUUUGGGGCCUUGGAAGACGCACGGAGGGGCAGCAGUGCCAUAAGUACCCACUCCAUAGGCAGGCGCAAAUCGCCCAUGUGGGCAUCCAGGGAUUCUCACUUCUCCGAGUUUGCUGGGCUGAAGAGUCGGAAGCCUCAUCACCACUCGGCGCUGUCGGUAGGCUCGGGUCUCACCGGCGCCUAUGACAGGAUAAAGGAGAAACAGAGGAAGCUUCAGGUGCUCAGGCAAGCAGUGGAUGACCCAGUUCACAACCAACAGAGGUACCACAGUGAUUACAGUUCAUCCAGUGAAAGCCCCUCAGUGACCUCCUCUGAUCUGGACUACAGACAAGCUAAGAAACCCAGUGAUGCCAGGAGGUUUAGCUCCCAGCUGGCACUCUCCUCUGAACAUGACGCCUUGUCGCUGAUGGCUCACAACACACACAGGCACAGGCUGUACGACGGGGCAGCUGAUGAAGGCCUGAUUGGAGCAGAGCUGCUUCUCCAGAGGCAGGAGGAGGUGCAGCGGCUCCAGGCCCACCUGGCCAGCAGGCUGUCCAGGGCCAACCUCUACCCCACAGAUGACCCCCUGGUCCCACAUCGCACCUCCAUGCUCGACCUUCGAGACCCCCUCUUCACCUCUUCUGUACCACUUCGCAAACCCAAGAACUUCCACGGUCCUGAGUUUGUGAAGAUGGCCAGUGAGCCCGGCGUUGCCUUAUCGGUUCCCUCCUCAAUAAUGAUGCGUGGCAAGGUGGAGGAGGUGCAGAGGAAGGUGGGCGUGGUGCUGCUGAACGGCCAAAAGCUGGAGCUGAGCUGUGACAUCAAGGCGGUGUGUAAAGACGUUCUCGAUAUGGUGGUGGCCCACAUCGGGCUGGUGGAGCACCAUCUCUUCGGCCUCGCAUACCUCCGAGAUGAUGAGUUCUUCUUCGUUGAGCCCGAUGCCAAACUGUCCAAAGUGGCCCCGGAGGGAUGGAAGGAGGAUCCCAAGAAGAAGAAAUCUGAUGUGCCUUUUAAUCUUUUCUUACGCAUCAAGUUCUUCAUUGAUGACGUCAACCUCAUACAACACGCUAUGACCAAACAUCAGUGCUACUUACAGCUGAGGAAGGAUAUCCUGGAGGAGAGGAUGCGCUGCGACACGGACAACGCCAUGCUGUUGGCGUCACUGGCACUGCAGGCUGAAUUUGGUGACUACCAACCUGAGCUCCACGGGAAGACCUACUUCAGACUGGAGCACUACGUCCCGCUGUCCGUUCUGGAUAAAGUGGACCAGACGACCAUCAAGGAGGAGCUGCCGAAGCUUCACAGCAACCACUACAGAGCGUCCGACUCUGAUGCAGAGUUGGAGUUUCUUAAGGUGAGUCAGAGGCUGACAGAGUAUGGGGUCCAUUUCCAUCGGGUGCUUCCCGAGAAGCGGUCCCAGACGGGCAUCAUGCUGGGCGUGUACUCCAAGGGGGUGCACAUCUUCGAGGUGCUGAACGGAAAUCGUACCCCGGUGCUACGGUUCCCCUGGAGGGAGACGAAAAAGAUUUCCUUCAACAAAAAGAAGAUUUGCCUCCAGAACACAUCGGAUGGGAUUAAGCACCUGUUUCAGACGGACAGCAAUAAGACCUGCCAGUAUCUGCUACAGCUCUGCUCGGAUCAGCACAAGUUCCACCUGCAGAUGAAGGCCCGGCAGAACAACCAGGAGCUUCAAGACCUAGAGAACAGCCCCUUGAGCAGUCUCCAGUAUUCCCUUGACCCUCGGAGUGGAGACACGGUUGGGGGGACGGUGAGCUCGGGCAGCCUGGCCCCCAGCUUAUCGACACGCUCCAACCCAGACCACCUCAACAGGAUCUCCUACUCGGAGGUGGCCCUCCACAAGGCAACGUCUGGCACCGUAUUGGUCCAAGAUGAGCUUCACUUUCCAGGUUUCAAUCCAGUGGGCUCCACGGCCCUUUCCAAUCCGCGGAUAAUGAGCCGCUCUCACCACAACCUGGGCCAGAUGCCCGAGUCUCCAGAGCACCAGCCGGCAGAGUCGUACCGUGGACCAUCGCACAGCCGACUGAGUCAGCCGCCACCCGCCCAAGUGGCCUCUUACUUCCAGCAACACCAGCGAGCCAGCUCAGACACAGACUCCCUCCUGCCCCAACAGGACAAAUCUUUCGUCACAGUGUCCCAAAGCAUAUCAGCCUGGAGUCUCAGCAAGUCCAAAAAAGAAUCGGACUCUUCUUCCACGGAGGAGACGGGCCAAGCAUACGUAGUGGAAGCACUGGAACCCACCGCAGCCGCACGCCGCCACACGCCUGACUCCCAGAGCGCCGAUCCAGUCCAUAGAGUGACCGUCCAGCUCGUGGCCGCCAUGUCCUUUACGCUCGUCGUCAUGGUGAUUCUUCUGGGCCCUUCAGUGGUGAUUGCGUUUGUCUUGCAGCCGUCCGAGGAGGAAGCCGCGGCCUCUGCUAACUCUCCGGUUUCCCAUCACAGGUGCCAGGGCGAGUCCUUGCAGUCCGUCAGGAAGGGCCUCCUCGGGGCCCUCAACCUGCAGGCCGAGCCCCGGCUGCCUGCCGGUGGGCUGGGCGGGCGGAGUGCAAUGGAGGUCGACCUUCAGCGGCAGCGCUCACCGAGCCGAGGACACGCUCCAGCGGCCUCUGGCUCCUCUGUGUCGCCUGACGUUGGAAACAGUACGAGCCUGAAGUGCUGUUCCACGGCCUCGGAGAUCUUCAUGAAAGAUCUGGGAUGGGACAACUGGGUCCUCCACCCUGCCAGCCUCACCGUGGUGCAGUGUGCACUCUGCCACCCCCGAGGGAACGCCGUGCAGUGUCCCCCCCCCCAGGCCGACCCCCGGGAUGCUGACUCACAGGUGCCGUGUUGUGAGACCACCUCUCAGGAAAUGGUGCCGGUCCUCUACGUGGAUGAGUUCAGCACCGUGGUCAUUUCCUCCGUGCCGCUGACUCGCGGCUGCGGUUGUGAUCCCGGCGGCGACCUCCAGCCGCUCAGCACGGUGCACUUGCUGCUGGAGAAGGGUCACCCGCCUACAGACAGCGUCCAAGCGCCCCACACGCCUCAGUGCAGUCGGCCCGCUGCAGCCGGCGACCAAGACCAGAGCAAGAAUAAAGAGCCGCGCUGGAGGUCAAGGAGAGCCCCGAGUACAGCUUCAUCACACGAGGUGAACAACACAGAUGUGAGCAACAUGGCCACACCGAGGUGGUCAAAAUCUGCGCCUCUGCGCUGGUCGUACGGAGGAGAUCAUACAUCUGGACCUGGAGAAGCUGCAGGCGGAGGUCUGGGGUUCUUCUGUGAUUGGAGAGAGGGGAUCUUUGGAAGUCCAUCACCACGGAGGACUAGCAGAGACCUCCAGGGAACUGCUGAAGUGGGAGACCUGCUGAAAGUGAAUGAGGAACUCAUGACGGCGUGUCAAAAAGUCACCACCAUCCGUAAAGCUAAAGGCCCUGCAUCUCAUCGUGUCCAGACCUUUGACCUUUCAGAUGUGGUUAGGAACAUGAGGCUUCAGAGGCAGGGAAUGAUCCAGACAGAGGAGCAAUAUGUGUUCUGCUAUCAAGUGAUCCUGUACGUCCUCAGAUGCCUUCAAGCGGAGGAAAACAUCUCUGGAUAGUAGCCGUCGUAAAGAGACUGAGUCACACAGAUCAAAACAAAAGUGGAGGAGCGUUAACACCGGCAGAAAUUGCCAAAUUACAUUCCAUGUUUUUUUUAAAUGCCUUAAAAUAUCCAGUUCCUUGAGAGUACAUCCUUUUAAAGAAGUCUAUAUUUUUAUGUUUUCUUUUUGAGUGCUCUCUCCCUCUAUCUUUCUCUCUUUCUCGCUCUCAUUGGCUGCUACUACUUUUCAAUGCAUUUAUGAGAACUGCUGAUUGUAUUUUCUUAUUGUCCCCUACAAGAGAACACUAAUAUUUUCUUCUUUUUUUUCACAAAUUCUUGGAUAUUUUAAAAAUAGUAAUGAAAGUGAUAAAUGAUUUCAUAUAUUAUGUGGAACAAAACUGUACUUGUGUAUUUUGAAUCCUACUUUGAUGCUGGAAUAUGCCUUGACAGAAUACUAUGUCAGUAUUUGCUUUGUAAAUCUAUUAUACAGUAAUUGCUUACUGCCUGAGGUAAAUGAUGACAUUAAAAGUGUACAUAUUCAUCUCCUGAAAAUUAAACUGCCUACAUUUUAAGUGGAA
Messenger RNA from Pseudoliparis swirei, 5483 nucleotides. RefSeq names its product protein tyrosine phosphatase non-receptor type 13 (gene ptpn13). The record is from RefSeq and is a predicted model, not a curated record. Gene Ontology annotation, biological process: peptidyl-tyrosine dephosphorylation. Lineage: Eukaryota; Metazoa; Chordata; Actinopteri; Perciformes; Liparidae. Gene Ontology annotation, cellular component: cytoplasm; cytoskeleton; nucleus. The coding region runs from base 344 to 4924 and encodes 1526 amino acids. Gene Ontology annotation, molecular function: phosphatidylinositol 3-kinase regulatory subunit binding; protein tyrosine phosphatase activity; growth factor activity. The transcript is spliced from 30 exons.